AUGAAGUUCACGUGGGUGAAUGUUGGAUGGCCAGGCUCUGUGCAUGAUGCGAGGAUUUACCGCAACGAGCUGGAGCCGCUGCUGAUGGGAGCUGGAGCCAACCACCUCCUGGGCCUGGACGGACAUCUGCUGGGGGAUGCAGCCUUCCCUCUCUCCCCGCGCAUGCUUGUGCCGUUCAGGGACAACGGGCAUCUUAAUGACAGAAAGGUGCAUUACAACAACAAACUGUCCUCCACCAGGAUGACGAUCGAGAGGACGUUUGGGCGCUUCAAGGGAAAGUUUAGGCGUAUGAAAAUGCUGGACAUGCUGCGAGUCGACCUGAUUCCCAAUGUUAUUCUGGCUGCAUGUGUGCUUCACAAUGUGUCGAUGGGGGAAGAAGAGCAGGAGGAAGCCUACAACCCGGUAGAGUGUCCUGAGGAAGAGCCACAGGAGGAGGAGGAGGAGGUGCUGGUAGAUCGUGAUGGAGAUCGUGUAGAAGCGCCAGUCGAGCCACGGGACGCACAAGAUGGGAACGGAGCCCUGAAGCGGGAUGCGAUGGUGGAACGCUUGUGGGCGUACAGACGUGGCAGAAGGGAGUAG
Amphibalanus amphitrite is the source of this 579-nucleotide messenger RNA. Its product is annotated as putative nuclease HARBI1. NCBI's taxonomy places the organism in Eukaryota, Metazoa, Arthropoda, Thecostraca, Balanomorpha, Balanidae. Bases 1 to 579 code for a protein of 192 amino acids. The transcript has a single exon. The record is from RefSeq and is a predicted model, not a curated record.